Postia placenta MAD-698-R-SB12 is the source of this 1625-nucleotide messenger RNA. RefSeq lists its product as hypothetical. Gene Ontology annotation, molecular function: transmembrane transporter activity. The coding region runs from base 1 to 1494 and encodes 497 amino acids. Gene Ontology annotation, biological process: transmembrane transport. The record is from RefSeq and is a predicted model, not a curated record. NCBI's taxonomy places the organism in Eukaryota, Fungi, Basidiomycota, Agaricomycetes, Polyporales, Adustoporiaceae. The transcript has 7 exons.
AUGACUGUACACGCUCGUAGUGACGAGGAGACCCCCCUCCUUCAGGAGUCGCCCCGGGCGAAGCCUGCACGCACCCCGAUCCCAUGGGGGCAGCUGUCCAUCCUCCUCGUACUCCAGCUGGCUGAGCCGCUGACCAGCCAGGUCAUUUCUCCCUUCGCGCCCGAGCUUAUUCGCAGCAUCGGGAUCACGGGUGGGGAUGAGGCAAAAGUGGGCUAUUAUGUUGGCCUCCUGCAUUCGCUCUUUUUUGCGACGCAGGCAAUGACGGUCCUUCACUGGAGUCGACUCUCCGAUCGCGUCGGUCGCAAGCCCGUUAUCAUGACGGGGCUUUUCGGCCUUUCUCUCUCCAUGUACAGCUUCGGCUUAUCCAGGACCUUUUGGGGUCUGGUGAUGAGCCGCAGCCUCAAUGGUGCGCUCAAUGGUAACAUUGGCGUACUGAAGAGUAUGAUGGCUGAAAUCACCGAUUCCACCAACAUUGCCGAAGCAUACUCGUAUCUUCCGCUCGCGUGGAUGACCGGUGGUGCUCUCGGGCCUAUGAUCGGUGGAUCAUUAUCGCGACCACACGAACGCUUCCCGAAUACAUUCGGGCAUUUCAAAUUCUUUGAGACAUAUCCUUAUUUCCUCGCAUGUGCUGUCCCUGCAACAUUCUCUGCUAUCGCAUGGCUGGUGACGCUGUUCUUUCUGAAAGACACUGUAGCACAUCCAAUCCCCAUCCGCCGCAUCCUCAGCCUUCGUAAGAGCAAGGCGAAUCUCACCCUCCAAAAUGUCGCAGGCGCCGACGCUCCCAAGCCUGUCGCACCUAUCUCACCAACCAAAAGUGGCAAGGAGCCUCUCCCUCUCCGCGCUCUUCUUACUCGGCGCGUGCUCGUCUCCGCGGGAAACUACGCGGCACUUGCGAUUGUGGAUAUCAGCUACCGCACAGUGCUUCCCGUGUGGAUGUCCACACCUGUCGCAUAUGGCGGUUUGGGCCUCUCAGCGCCGAUGAUCGGUGCUGUGCUGUCCGUGUACGGCAUCACGAACGGCACGUUGCAGAUUCUGACCUUUUCGCGGGCCAUAAACUACUUCGGCGCGAAGAAAAUCUACGUCUAUGGGAUGUCGUCAGCGCUACCCAUCUUCGCAUCCUUCCCGGUGAUCAAUCUUCUUGCGCGGGAGAACGGAUACAGCUCGGGAGUAUGGGCUCUCCUUGUAUUACAGCUGUUCAUGUCGAUUGCGCUCAAUUUCUGCUACGGGAGCGUCUUCAUUUUCAUCACCGCCUCGUCUCCGAACCGCGCAUCCCUGGGAUCCGUCAACGGGCUUGCCCAGAUGAGCGUAUCUAUCAUGCGUGCCAUUGGCCCGGCCGUCGCGAACUCGCUGUUCUCGCUGUCGAUAGACGCCGAACACCACUACCUAGGCGGGAUGCUCGUCUACGUCGUCCUUACGUGCCUCGCCUGCGUUGCGCUGACCUUUGCGAUGCUUCUGCCAUCGCAGGUGUGGAAGAACGAGCCUGAGGAGUCAUGACCAAUCCGAUGACCUUUAUAAUACAUCCAUCCAUUGUCCGCCAGUUAUCGUGCGACACCUUCCGAGUAACUAGACGUGACCACGUAGGAAUAAAUGAAUGUAGUCUUGUAUCAUUGCACCAUUGCAAGUUC